Salvelinus namaycush (lake trout) is the source of this 9266-nucleotide messenger RNA. RefSeq names its product protein ITPRID2-like. Bases 96 to 4490 code for a protein of 1464 amino acids. The transcript is spliced from 13 exons. Gene Ontology annotation, molecular function: signaling receptor binding. NCBI's taxonomy places the organism in Eukaryota, Metazoa, Chordata, Actinopteri, Salmoniformes, Salmonidae. The record is from RefSeq and is a predicted model, not a curated record.
CCAACCACCUUCAGCCCAACAGUGCCAAAGCAGAGACACCCCGCUAUGGGAUAUGUGCAAAGGACAAGAGGAGCCAGUUCCUACAGAACAGGAGUAUGAACUCAAUAGGCUCAGGGAAGAGCAGCACCAGUGUAUCCAGUGUGUCUGAGUUGUUGGACCUAUAUGAAGAGGAUCCAGAAGAGAUCCUGUAUAACCUGGGGUUUGGCCGGGAGGAGCUGGAUAUCGCCUCAAAGAUCCCCUUGCGCUUCUUUAACAGCCCCUCUUGUGCUAAGGGCAUCGAUCUCAAGGUCUACCUGGAAGCCCAUCUACAACGCACAGAGAUGGAAAAACCCAACUAUGCCCUGACAAGUCGUUUCCGUCAGAUUGCGGUCCUGACCACAGUGGCCAACGAAUUAUUCCAUCUCUACUCCCAGGUGUCGGGCCAGCCCGUCCAAAAGAUCUGCAGCCUGGAUGGGGAACCCCUUACCAUCGUCACUCCUUCUCCUCUGAAGAGGAACAACUCAGCCCUGAACGCAGCCAAGAUCCUAAAGAAGACCAUCACCAAGCAUAACCUUUUCGGUGGGGCAGCAGAGGAAGUCUCUCAUAGCCCCACAGCCCUGUCUACUACCACAGAGAAACAAGCAGACCAAUUGAGUCCAGGUACAGGGGACAGCGCCAUCACUACUGACUCCGACCACAAGGGGGAGCUCAAGCAGAAGGCCUUCAUGAAGAAGGAAUCUACUUCUCCGGCUAUGUUGACUGAGGACAGCCACUCUAGAGGCAGCACUGAAGCCCCCCUGAGCAUCAACGGACACCACCCUGGAGUGAAUGGAGACAGUCCCAAGCUAAAUGGAAAUGGCCUGGCGUUGACAGGAAGUGGAGAAAAUCACAUCUCGUUCACUGUCAGUGUUGUCCCUGAGGAGGCCCAGGAGGGUGACCUGAGCCUGUGCAGCGAGGCUGACCUGGAGAAAAAGCACCAGGAAAUCCAUCAGAUGGGCCAGAGGGCCAUCCGAUCAACCCCAGGCGAGGAACCUAACUACAGCCUGAUGCCCAACCUUCACAUCGCCCACCACCACACGCAGGCCAAGGAUUCCUUUGAGAUGGAAGAGGUCCAGAGUAAUGAGGAUGAAGCUCUACCUGGAACUUGCAGCCCCUCUAGAGCUGGCAGUGAACAACAACUGAGAACAACCAGCCAGCAGUCAGACAGUAGUGGUUUUGCAGAGGGCCCCUCUACUGAUGGCUCAGCUAACAAUUUAAAGGUACAGGAGAGCGCUGACAGCUGUGAUUGUGAGACCAUGCUGAUGUCCUACGCUGGGGAGGUGACCACUCCUCUAGCCCUUGAACACCCUGCCUUUGAGAGGCUGCAGUUAAAGGAGGAACAGGAGGAGGAGGCUGUGCAGACACCCUCUGUCCUACAGAAACACCUUGAGGAGGACGGGAGGGGGAGCAAGAGCCCUAUUGGGGAGGAGGAGCAGCGGCAGGAGGUGCCACAGUACACCUUCCACCAGUUACCUAAACCAGGAGAUAGAGGAGUGGCCCAAGAUUUGGAGCAGGACCAACAGCAUAGCACUGCUGAGGAAGCUGCUUCUUAUCCUGCCUCUGAGACUCCUCAGUCAACUCCUGAGACUUGCCAUACUGUUGAGGCUGAUCUUGAUACGGCUACAGUGCCUGGUCCUACAGAAGACCAUGGCUCCAUCCUGGCCCCUGACUGCAGCUCCUCUGGUGCCCCAGCCAGGGAGGGUGUGCCUGACAGGGUGGAGAUGGAAGCCAGGCUCUCCAGCCCUAGCCCCAGCUGCCCCAUCCUCAAUGCCUCAGCCAGGGUCCACGGGGCCCUCUACAGGGCCCAGCAGAGGGCCAUGUCCCCAGGCCUCCAGGGCGCCUGCAUGGAGGGGAAGGUGACAGUGAGGGAUCUGUUCAGGAGAAGAGCCCCCCUGACGAGGUCCCGAUCCCUGCCUACCUCCCUCCUCAGCCCCUCCCGUGCGGUCUCCUCUGUCAGGAUCCAGUUUGGCCAGGAGACAGUCAGGCACUGCACUCGGACGGUCUUUUCCUACCGAUACACCCCAGAAGUGGAGGAGGAGGUGCAGGUGGAGGAGGAGGUGCAGGUGGAGGAGGAGGUGCAGGUGGAGGAGGAGGUGCAGGUGGAGGAGGAGGUGCAGGUGGAGGAGGAGCAGGUGGAGGAGGAGCAGGUGGAGCUGGAGGUGGGGUCCAUUGUGGAAGAGGAGGUUGCGGAGGAGGGGGUUCAGAGGAGAGGCAGCUUUUGCUCUAUCUUAAUUAUCAACAGAGAGGCCGAGCGAUCUCAUGGCCCCGGGCUACAGAGAGAUGGGGAUCUGAGAAAGCUUCAAGGCAGAGUUCCCCCUUACCCCCUGGCCAUCCCCCGCCACCUGACCCGCUCAACCAUCUCACUGCACAGCCCCACUCCUGAGUGGGGAGAGAGACCUCUGGUGGAGCACCACCGUGCCUGGAGCACCUGCAGCGUACCUAACCUCACCCAACGUAACCUGGCACAGCAUAACCACCCUAACCUGAACCACUUCAAUAACCAUAACCUCACUCAGCACAGCAACCCUAACUUCAACCUCACCCAGCACAGCAACCCUGAUUUCAACCUCACCCAGCACAUCAACCCUGAUUUCAACCUCACCCAGCACAGAAACCCUGAUUUCAACCUCACCCAGCACAGAAACCCUGAUUUCAACCUCACCCAGCACAGAAACCCUGAUUUCAACCUCACCCAGCACAGAAACCCUGAUUUCAACCUCACCCAGCACAUCAACCCUGACUUCAACCUCACCCAGCACAGCAACCCUGAUUUCAACCUCACCCAGCACAGAAACCCUGAUUUCAACCUCACCCAGCACAGCAACCCUGACUUCAACCUCACCCAGCACAGCAACCCUAACCUGGCGCACUUCAAUUACCCUAACCUCACCCAGCACAGUAACCCUAACUCUAACCUCACACAACACAACCUAGCCCAACACAAUAACCCUAACCUCCCACAGCACACAGCCCACAACUUACCCCAUCAUAUGGCCCCUAACCAUUCUCACCAGAGUCCUCCUUACACUAACAACAUGGGCAACACCCUUCCACACAACUUCCCACACAGCACACACUACCCCUUUUCCCCGUACAGCUCCUCCUAUAAUACCCCGCCCCAUAGCGACCCUUUCAGUUCACCUUACUAUAACUACCACGGUAACCCAUAUAGUGGGUCCUACAGCUACCUACACAGCAACACUCAUUAUACUGCCCAUAGCUCUUACUCUAACCCAUCACACACACCUUCCAAACUGCCUCCACAUCUCUCUACUGCCCCCUAUGGAGAACCAUACAGUACUCCAUUCCCUGGCCACCGUCAUCUGUUUCCUUACCCCCAUGGAGUUGAUCCUAUGGGGGCAGCCCCUAAUUCCCACCUUCCACCAGCCCUGUCUACCACUGAGAUGCAGCUCAGACGGGUCCUUCAUGACAUCAGAGGAAGUGUACAGAACUUGGCUCAGAAUUCAUCAGAAUGCAGAGCAGACAUUUUCAAUCCUCAGAGAUCUGCCCAGCCACUGUUUGAGACCUCUCUCCAGAAGGAGCUGCAGGCUAAGAGAAGGAGUCUGAAUGUGUUCCGGACCCAGAUGAUGGAUCUAGAAGUGUCCCUGAUGAAACAACAGGCGUUAGUCUACCAGCACCUCAGUCACGACGAGAGGCAGGAGGCGGAGCAGCUGCAGGGCCUGCGGUCAGCAGUGAGACGGGAGCUGAAGGAACUAGAGCUCCAGCUGGAGGAUCGGCUGCUGACCUUGAACGAACAGCUCCGCUCUGCCAGCCACCACAGUCUCUACCGCCACCGCAUGAGCGGUCACAGCAUGUACAGCCUGUCUAACAGUUCUGCUCUGAGAGCUAUGGAGCCGAUGUCGAACCUGCUGAUGGAACCGCUGUACCUGCAGACAGAGCUGGGCUACGAGGAUGGGGCAGAGAGCAGACCAAGCAUGGCACCCACCCCGAGCUCAGGCCGCUCCUCCAGGUCAGCCAGUCCAAUGAGGUCCUCCGGAUGUCACCCAGGCUCCUCCCACACCCCAGAGCUGCCCCUCCCAGGCCCCCAGAAGACAGAGGUGUACCGAGCGUCCAUCUCCCUCACCCCAGCCCCCCCUCCACGGCCUGGUGCCUCCACAGGGUUCUCCCAGGGCCAGAUCAGUCCUCUAGAUGCCCAGGACCAUGCCAUAGAACAGGCACUGACAGGAGAGCAACAUCCAGAGGAUCGAGCGCAAGGAGAGGAAGAGGGCAGAGGAGGAAGAGGGGCAGCUGUAGACCCUCACCUGCUAGAGGAGAGGGGUAGGGAGGGAGGAAGAGGAGGAAGAUUAGGUGUAGGAAGGGCAAACAACCCCCAGCUACAGCAGCUCAUCAAGGAGAUCAAAGAGAGCCUUGCUGAUGAGAUCCGACAGGAGAUAGCCAGCGAGCUCCUGGUGGCCGUAUCUCCACUACGAUCACCUGUGUUGGCCAGAGAACACCCCCUGUUAGACUGUUGACAGGUCCUACAUCUGAGUUGAAGAUAACCACUGGUAAAGUCUACCAAUUCUACUCAACCUGAACACUGGUGAAGCCAUACACUGAACAGCCCAACAACCUUUUUACCACUGUUUCUACUAUUUCCAGAGAGUCUGAUGAUGGCAGAUACCUUAACACUGUGUUUUCAACCAUAUAGGUAGAGUUUUUUUUAUUUCUAUGGUUUCUUCUCCUGAGUAAUCUGCUGACUGACAGAUACUCUGGGGCCUCAUUUAUAACCGUUGUGUAAAUUUCACACUAAAUAUCUGAAUAUCUGCGUGUGCCAUUUCUGAAAAGACUGCAUACAUACAAAAAUAUUGAGAUUUAUAAACUUGGCACACACCAUACACCCGUCCUGAAACUGCGUGAGUGAAAGAGCAUCAGUACUCUGUCUGAAAAACGCCCAUCAUUCACCUUUUAUGGUGACAAAAAAAAACUUAUUUGCUGUAUACUUUGGAAGUAUUCGAGCAGUUUUCUAAAGGAAAUGGCAAUAGCGAACUUGAUCAAAUGUCUUUGGAGGUGAUUGCAGAAUGUUAUACUUUUGCAAUGACAUUUGCUGUAGGCCUAGGCUAUCUGAUAGACAAAAAGUUCAUGAAAGACAACAACUAUUGCAAAUUGCUGUUGAGCUGUAAGCAGACCGUUUGAAUUUAAUUGGGCCUAAUGUUUUGCAUUGACUUUUUCUCGAAACGAUGCUGCACUGCCCUCGAAUUCUGAAACCUUCUCUACUUACAGUGGUAGACAUGCACACUACAAUGCACCUAUUCACCUGGUAAAUUUUAAUUUAGUUAUAAACCUGCUUCCUUUCUGAUGCAUAGAGCAAAAUACUUGAAAUAAUAGCUUAUCUAAUAGGCUUAAUUAAAUGAAUGAUGUGCAUGGUAAUUUGUUUUAGGCUAUGAUUACUUCAGAAAUUUGGACCAAUAAUGUCCAGAAAAGGUGAAGAAUUUAUUCUGCAAUAGUUGUGAAAAGAUGUAUUGUGUAUAAAUGCAAUAUUGUCUACUCGAGAAAUGUUAAAUUACAGUAUUCAGAUGUCGGCUACAGAAGUAACCUGCAACCCGUCUGUUCCACCGUUAAUACAACUGCGCUCUGGAUCGGAUGGCAUAGAGCAAAAUACUUGAAAUAGCUUAUCUAUUUACUACUGUGAAGUGGGUCCAAUUAAAGGAGAUAUGAGAUGAAUGGUGUCCUUGUUGUUGCCCUAUAUAGGCUACCUCGUGAGUAUGACACCAUCACAGAAAAGGUGAGGAAUUUAUUAUGCAAUGAUCAUGGAAAUAAAUAAUAAAUAAUAGCCAGGGAUAUAGAUGAUUGUCUAAUUAUUUUUAAAUCCAAGGAUAAACUAAAUAUAUUUUCGCUUUACUCACUAACGGAAAAUGAUUGCAUCUUGUUAUUAACCUGUUUAUUGUGAUGCAUAAGCGUGUCCAUAUCCUCCAUUUGCACAAAAUAUAAAUGUACUUGCCUGCUUGCAAUACAAUAUUUCAACCACUAGAAUCUGCAUAAGCAUUGUCUAAAGUCUGUGAGAAGGCGAGCACGUUUUUACAUCAGGUUCAGUUUUUAUAAAUGCUCACUUUUGCGUGAAAAUUGGAAAUAUAUUUUGUUCCUGCCAAAGGUUUAUAAAUGAGUUCCCUUGUAUCUUUAGACCUGUAUGCUGUGUACCUUGGAGACACUAAUGCUGCUGUAUACUUGCUGUUAUAGUGAACUGUCUUGUUCUCUGUCUUAACCGUCCUAUUUCAAACACUCAGAAUGACUAACUACUGCAUUACUCAUGUGUUGUCCACAGGGGUGGAAUUGGAGGGGAACUAGAGUUCGCAAAGUAAAAUAAUUUUGACAUGUACAAAAUGUGUUUAAGUAACUCCCCAGUGUUUCCAGAUUUCUGUGAAACAUGACCUAUAAUUACUUACAAUAUGAGCUAAAUAGUUUUCCUUGUAUUUUUUUUAUUUUUUAGUAAGUGUGUUAAAAAGCUGUUUUUCUGUGUUGGAAUGUUAUGGGUGUACCCCAACAACAGAAUGGUGUGGGCAUAUACCCGGUAUUUAAAAAUAUUAAUGCUAGUAGACCGCUGAUUGGCUAUCUCCUCCUCCUCAUGGAGAUGACAUCAUGUUCUAUGAGGAAAUGGCAAGCAUUUUUGUGUUUUAUUUUUUUCAAUUAAUGCUGGCAACAUAUGAGUAUAGGAAGAGUCAACUGUUUUUGGGGGAUAUGAGUUAACAGAAUAUGAACUUUUAAAAGUUCGAUUUUCACUGGGUAGUUACUUUAAGGUAAAUUCUAGGAUCAGUUAGUUCCCAGAGUGACUUUUCUCCAAUUCCAUCUCUGGUUGUUGGUGACAUUGUUAUUAUGUUAUGAUAUGAUCCUGACGUUGUGUAUGGGUUGUAUUUAAGCACAUAGAUGUGGAUCAGGGUGCGUCUCUUGUCCUAAAGUUGAAAAAUAGAGUUAGAAGAUGAUUAUGGUUGUAUGGAAAUUUAGUGUCAGCUGUAAAUUACCAUGCCCUCUUCUAAUGCCAUCUCUAUGAGGAACUAAUCAGAGCAAAGUCUUUUAAAUACUUUGAUUGUUUGCUCAGCUUGCCUGUAGUGCCAGGUGGGCAGGGUUUACCGUUUUGGGACUAUUCUAAUGGCUCAUUAAGCCAGGCAAGGUCAGAUAAAGUAUUUGAACCCAGGUCUGGAACUAACUAUGCAAUACAUUUCACUGUCUCUGAACUUGAAAAUAUCCUUAGUAGAAAGACUAUAUAGAGCUCUAUCAGACAAGAUACUGUUAAUUCUACUGUGUUUCUACUCUCCAGUUCAGGCCACCUGUCUGUCUCUAUUAUCUAUCUUUUUUAUUAUCCCUUUAAAGAAAAUAUCUCAGGACAAAUACAUUUAGUGGUUUUAACGUCUAUUUAAGAUAAGAAAUACAGGUAUGAAUUUUUGUUUGUUUUUAAUGAGACACUAACGAAAACACGCAUCUGGGUCGUAUUCAUUAGGCACCAAACGGAGGGAAAUUGAUUGAAUCGUGGAGGGACUAACUGGACUUACUUUCUGUAGAUUUUUUUUUAAAUAACGUUUUCCAGUGUUACCCUAAUGAACACAACCCAGGACAAAGGUGUGAAAUGAAUAUAAUGCAUACAUUUAAGUGGUGCUUUUCAAAAGCAGUAGUUGAUGCAACCCAAUUAAACUUGUCGUUUCCAGUUUGGACAAAUUAUGUACAUAAUGUUUAUGUUAAAAUUAAAUAUUGGUGCACCUAAAAUAUUGAAGGAAUGCAAAAGGGACUAAUUUUGUGGAAUGACCCACUUACUACAUAGCUGAUCUGUACUUACCUGUAGCUUACUUGUACUUACUAAUGGUCAAGCACAGACGAACAUGCAACUUAUAACAUCUCUUUUCCCCUAUAUUCUGAACUGUGCAUCACCCCUGAGGUGGCACCCAGUCGCUUGUCCGGCCCGCUCCACACCUCCAGCCCCUGCCUCUAAUUCUCUGGUAUUUCCUCCAGAGGUAUUAGGUGUUCCUAGGUCGUACGUGUUUAGAGGCACAGAAUGAUCCCCGAGCAUAAAUGGGCACCAUUGAUGGCAAGGCGAAAACACACUGGUUGCGUCUCAAAUGGCAUCCUAUUCCCUACAUAGUGCACUACUUUUAACCAGGGUCAAAAGUAGUGCAGUAGGGAAUAAAGUGCCAUUUGAGACGCAGAACUGCCCCAACCAUGGGCACUGGGACUGUGGGCCUGUUUGUGUGUCACUCAGUUUGACUUGGCGUGGUGUAAAUAACAGGUCUGUGUUGCUGAGGUUAUUACUUUUCUCUAAAGCGCUCCUUUAUAUUGUUUAUUAUGGUUUCUCUGUGUACAGCACGUUGACACAUUGUGAACAUUACAUCAGCGUACUGUGUUUUGUUUUCUCAUUCUAGCUUGGAUCAUCUGCCAUUCCUAGACAGAUGCCAGACACAGAGAAAUGGGUCAUUUAUGGGUAAUUUAUGGGUUAUUUAUGGGUCAUCAAAGUCCUCAUUGAGGACUGCAUGUCAGAAUGUUGUUGUUUUGCCACUUCACUUAAAUUGAAGUUUUGGUCAGUCCUUGCAGACUACUACAUCAUCCACAAAUAAACAUGUUAUUUAUUUGUAUGUAUUUGAACAUUGUGGUUACAUUAAUGAUGAAUGAAAUCAAAUAAAUCUAAUUCAUGAAUUAUGGGUGUCAGAAGCUGGUCGUUUUUCCAACACACCUAUUAUAGCGUUGGUAUUUCAUCAACGCUGUCCAAUUCAAGCAUAUAAGGCUAUAAUAUCGUUUGGAUUAAUGUAAUAACUAUUGUAUGUGAUUUUAUAAAAAUGUGGGGUAAAGAAAACUGUUUUAACAUGGCAACCUCUUGAACUGACCUGUAUUUUCCUGCAUUCUAGACUAGAGCACUGAGUGGAACGAUGAAUUAAAAAUCUCUGUUUAGUUAGAACGCAGAUUUUUGGAGGGUCUGUGGUUUGAAAAUGCAGACUUUUGAAUUUGGAAGCUAGCGCAACCCCCUGAUCUGAAAUAUGAGGAUAUAUGGUGAUGGGAGUCAGUAUCCCAUUCCGAAAUGGACACAGGGUUUUCCCACUCUGACCCGAUAUGCACAAAUACAUUUCUUUAACAUGAACCAGGUUUCCAGCCAAACUUUAUGCGAUUAAACUACAUAUUGAAGAAAAAAAAAUCAACAGGCCUGGUGGAAAUAACACAUUUAUUGGUCAAUUUUCCAAAUUGCGACAAAACAAAAUACUAUAAAAGUUGCCCACUGGGCACAGACGUCAAUUCAACAUCUAGUUUUGUACGAGAUCUUCAGUUUCUUGGCAAUU